Messenger RNA from Arabidopsis thaliana (thale cress), 1655 nucleotides. Its product is annotated as basic helix-loop-helix (bHLH) DNA-binding superfamily protein. The record is from RefSeq and is marked reviewed. Gene Ontology annotation, biological process: regulation of DNA-templated transcription; guard cell differentiation. The transcript has 2 exons. Bases 251 to 901 code for a protein of 216 amino acids. NCBI's taxonomy places the organism in Eukaryota, Viridiplantae, Streptophyta, Magnoliopsida, Brassicales, Brassicaceae. Gene Ontology annotation, cellular component: nucleus. Gene Ontology annotation, molecular function: DNA-binding transcription factor activity; protein dimerization activity.
UCUUACAGUACCCAAAUACAUCUAUCUUAUUACCUCUCUGUUUUUUACAGCUCCUCUGUUUCCACUCUACUCAAUAGCUUUACUAAAGACUCACUGUUCUAUAUAAAGCUAACAGUUACAAGUCCAUAAAAGCUCAGAAUCAGAAGAGAGUACAUGAGUUUCCUCUUCUGCCUCUUUGGUGAUUCUUAGCAUUUAUUAUUACUCACUCAUCUUCUUUUCAUUACAUUACAUACCAAACAAGAGCUCUCAAAUGGAAAGGUUUCAAGGACACAUCAACCCCUGUUUCUUCGAUCGAAAACCGGAUGUGAGAAGCCUCGAGGUUCAAGGAUUUGCAGAGGCUCAAAGCUUUGCUUUCAAAGAAAAAGAGGAAGAAAGCUUACAAGAUACAGUUCCAUUUCUACAGAUGCUGCAAAGUGAAGACCCCUCAUCGUUUUUUUCAAUCAAAGAGCCAAACUUUCUGACGCUACUGUCUCUUCAAACCCUCAAGGAGCCUUGGGAACUCGAAAGAUAUCUUUCACUUGAGGAUUCACAAUUUCAUUCACCGGUCCAAUCUGAGACCAACCGCUUCAUGGAAGGAGCCAAUCAAGCUGUGUCAAGCCAAGAAAUUCCCUUUAGCCAAGCAAACAUGACACUCCCUUCUUCUACCUCAUCACCACUCAGUGCACAUUCAAGACGAAAGCGCAAAAUCAACCACUUGCUGCCUCAAGAAAUGACUAGAGAAAAGAGAAAGAGGAGGAAAACAAAACCAAGUAAAAACAAUGAAGAGAUUGAGAAUCAAAGAAUAAACCACAUUGCUGUUGAACGAAACAGAAGACGUCAAAUGAACGAACAUAUCAACUCUCUCCGGGCCCUUCUCCCACCUUCCUACAUCCAACGAGUAAAUAACCAAAAGCAUACAUGAAAGUUUCAACCUUUAAUCAUCAAAACCUUAUCAAAUGUUGUCCUGCAGGGAGACCAAGCUUCCAUAGUAGGAGGAGCAAUAAACUACGUGAAGGUCCUCGAGCAAAUCAUACAAUCUCUCGAAUCGCAAAAGAGAACGCAACAACAAAGUAACAGUGAGGUAGUAGAAAACGCACUUAAUCAUCUCUCAGGCAUUUCGUCGAACGACCUGUGGACAACUCUUGAAGAUCAAACUUGUAUCCCCAAAAUCGAAGCUACAGUGAUACAAAACCAUGUCAGCCUUAAAGUUCAAUGUGAGAAGAAACAAGGACAACUUCUCAAAGGAAUCAUAUCACUUGAAAAGCUUAAACUCACUGUUCUUCAUCUCAAUAUCACUACUUCGUCUCAUUCCUCUGUUUCUUAUUCCUUCAACCUCAAGGUAAACACUACUUUCCAUUUUUUACUUCAAUCAACAAAAACCCAACAUUGAAAAUUGAAUCUUUAAUUAAAAAAUCUUGUUUUUUUUUUCAAUUGUGUCGGAGCAGAUGGAAGAUGAGUGCGACUUAGAGUCAGCCGACGAGAUUACGGCGGCUGUUCAUCGGAUUUUCGAUAUUCCGACAAUUUGAUUAAACACAUAUAAUUCCAAAAAUAUUAACAGCUGACAAAAUGGUAUCUUUUUUUUUUUUCCUACUUGUACCAAUUUUUUAAGAAUUAAGAGAAUAAAAAAAUUUCGUUUUUCGUUCUUUCAUUUUCCUACUGACAGAAUUAAAUUCUGU